Molecule: messenger RNA, 2377 nt
Organism: Mus pahari (shrew mouse)
Lineage: Eukaryota; Metazoa; Chordata; Mammalia; Rodentia; Muridae
Gene: Gls2
Product: glutaminase 2
Exons: 17
Coding region: 70-1878 (602 amino acids)
Biological process (GO): L-glutamine catabolic process
Molecular function (GO): glutaminase activity; protein binding
Source: RefSeq, a predicted model, not a curated record
CGCCCCUCCCUCCUCGCCGCCGCUCGCACGUCUGGAGCGCCCGGGACGAGAGGGUGGCGCGCCGGGGGCAUGCGCUCCAUGAGGGCUCUGCAGAACGCGCUGAGCCGCGCGGGCAGCCACGGUCGGCAGGGAGGCUGGGGUCACCCGAGCCGGGGCCCGCUUCUGGGCAGGGGCGUCCGGUACUACCUCGUUGAGGCCGCGGCGCAGGGCAGGGGGACGCCGCACAGCCACCAGCCGCAGCACUCGGAUCAUGAUGCCUCACACAGCGGCAUGCUGCCUCGACUUGGUGACCUGCUUUUCUAUACUAUUGCGGAGGGACAGGAGCGUAUCCCCAUCCACAAGUUCACCACAGCUCUGAAGGCCACUGGACUGCAGACGUCAGACCCACGGCUCCAGGACUGCAUGAGCAAGAUGCAGCGCAUGGUCCAAGAGUCCAGCAGCGGUGGCCUCUUGGACCGAGAGCUCUUCCAAAAGUGUGUGAGCAGCAACAUUGUGCUCCUGACUCAGGCAUUCCGAAAGAAGUUUGUCAUUCCUGACUUUGAGGAGUUCACGGGCCAUGUGGAUCGCAUAUUUGAGGAUGCCAAAGAGCCCACCGGAGGCAAAGUGGCAGCCUACAUCCCACACCUGGCCAAAUCAAACCCAGACCUCUGGGGUGUCUCCCUGUGCACUGUGGAUGGGCAGCGGCACUCUGUGGGCCACACGAAGAUCCCCUUCUGCCUGCAGUCCUGUGUCAAACCCCUCACUUACGCCAUCUCCGUGAGCACCUUAGGCACUGACUAUGUGCACAAGUUUGUGGGCAAGGAACCCAGUGGUCUACGCUAUAACAAACUCUCCCUCAAUGAGGAAGGAAUUCCCCAUAACCCCAUGGUCAAUGCUGGUGCCAUUGUGGUCAGCUCCCUGAUCAAGGUCAGUGUCUCUCUUGCCCCUCUUUUCUUCCAGGUGUUACAGUAUCUGAACAAGAUGGCUGGAAACGAAUUCAUGGGGUUCAGCAAUGCCACAUUCCAGUCAGAGAAGGAGACUGGGGAUCGGAAUUACGCCAUUGGCUAUUACCUCAAGGAGAAGAAGUGCUUCCCUAAGGGUGUGGACAUGAUGGCUGCCCUUGAUCUCUAUUUCCAGCUGUGCUCUGUGGAGGUUACCUGCGAGUCAGGGAGUGUCAUGGCGGCCACUCUUGCCAAUGGUGGCAUCUGUCCCAUCACAGGGGAGAGCGUGCUGAGCGCUGAGGCCGUGCGCAACACCCUCAGUCUCAUGCAUUCCUGUGGCAUGUAUGACUUCUCAGGCCAGUUUGCCUUCCACGUGGGCCUGCCAGCCAAGUCAGCUGUGUCAGGAGCCAUCCUCCUGGUUGUACCCAAUGUCAUGGGGAUGAUGUGUCUGUCACCGCCGUUAGACAAGCUGGGGAACAGCCAAAGGGGCAUCAAUUUCUGCCAGAAGUUGGUGUCUCUCUUUAACUUCCACAAUUAUGACAACCUGCGGCACUGCACUCGGAAGUUAGACCCACGGAGGGAAGGAGGAGAGGUUCGGAACAAGACCGUGGUGAACCUUUUAUUUGCUGCAUAUAGUGGAGAUGUCUCGGCUCUUCGAAGGUUUGCGUUGUCAGCAAUGGAUAUGGAGCAGAAGGAUUAUGACUCCCGCACAGCCCUACACGUUGCUGCAGCUGAAGGACACAUUGAAGUUGUCAAAUUUCUGAUCGAGGCUUGCAAAGUGAAUCCUUUUGUCAAGGACAGGUGGGGCAACAUUCCCCUGGAUGAUGCUGUGCAGUUCAAUCACCUGGAGGUGGUCAAACUGCUUCAAGAUUACCAUGACUCCUACUUGCUCUCAGAGACUCAAGCUGAGGCGGCGGCUGAGACCCUGUCCAAAGAGAAUCUAGAGAGCAUGGUGUGAGCACAGGCCCAGGGGCAGUCCCUGCUCCAGAAAAAGCAUGAGCUGGCCACACAUUUAACCCACAGCCACCAGAAAUACUAUGGCAGUAAGCUGCUCCCGUGGGGAUCGACACGGCCAUUUGGUGACACAGGCCGGUGUUUUCUAUGAGAAUCAAAAUGCCCCAUUCCUUCAGUGAACAGCACAGAGAAAUGCCUCAAUGGAUACCUGAGCAGAGCUAGCCACAGAGACCUCGAGAUUCAGCUCAAGAUAGUCCGGGUCUUUACCCAGGUCCCCUUUUCCUCUCUGAAGAAAUCAUCAUGCCAACAAGCAACUUCCUUGGAGAGCCUCUAGCUGCAUGCAUAUGUAUCUGCCGCAGAGUAAGAGAAACAGGUGAGAGCCAAGUCACCUGGCUUCAGAAGUCUGCAGAGAUCGGCCCAUCUUAGCCGGGACGCGCUGCUACUACUGACAGCAAUUUUAUAGACAGAGUAUUUUGUGUUCAAAUAAACUUUAAUCAUAUGAA